This is a messenger RNA of Micropterus salmoides (largemouth bass), 6495 nucleotides long. Its product is annotated as transcription initiation factor TFIID subunit 4-like. Gene Ontology annotation, molecular function: DNA binding; protein heterodimerization activity; RNA polymerase II general transcription initiation factor activity. The transcript has 15 exons. Bases 1339 to 4281 code for a protein of 980 amino acids. NCBI's taxonomy places the organism in Eukaryota, Metazoa, Chordata, Actinopteri, Centrarchiformes, Centrarchidae. Gene Ontology annotation, biological process: transcription initiation at RNA polymerase II promoter; DNA-templated transcription. The record is from RefSeq and is a predicted model, not a curated record. Gene Ontology annotation, cellular component: transcription factor TFIID complex.
GGAAGUAAAUAACAAAAUACACAAAUGUAAACAUAAAGGAGCAGUACUUGAGUAAAUGUCUGUUUUUUUCCCCUAAUGAUUGGUCUCAUUAAUUAAUCAAAGAUAUUACUCACAUCACAACAAAGCUUUAAAAGCUAAAUUUAUACAUACAGAAAAAAAACAUUUUCAAUUAAAGCUUCUUAAAUAUGCAGCAUUUCCUCAUUAACUGUGUGUUGAUUUGCAGAUCACACACAUUGCUUUUCUCCACAUAGUUACAGAUAAAAUGAAAAACCUCUGUAAACGUCUCGCUGUGAGAAACAGUGUUUAAAAUGAACUGAAGGGCAGAAACAGGCUGUUAGAAGUUAAAGAUUAGUUAACAUUAGAAACACACUUGGUGUAAAAACGACGGUCACAUGAACACCCGUCUUACAGAUAUCUGAUUUACACACUAUACAAACGAUAUGUGACUCAACAUGCAGAGUUUUAAGAAGAACAGUCGAAACAUGUUAAAUUCUAACAGAGAUCAAAUUUACUGGCUCUGCAGUCGUAAAUAAACAACAAAUAAAGAUUUUAAAUGUUAUUCCAGAUUGUUUGGUUUGUUUUAUGAAAGUUUGGUGAUAAUCGCUGCAAACUAAUUUGGAAUCUGAUUUCAGACAGUAUUGCUCCAAUCCAUAAAACUUCCAACAGUUCAUUGCCAGUGAGUUUACCUGCAGCACACACCUGAACCAGGACCUGUACCUGUACUUGUACCUGUAGCUGGACCGGAACCUGGACUUGUACCUGUAGCUGGACCUGGACUUGGACGUGGACCUGUAGCUGGACCGGAACCUGGACUUGUACCUGUAGCUGGACCGGAACCUGGAAUUGUAGCUGGACCUGGACCUGGACCUGUACUUGGACGUGGACCUGUAGCUGGACCGGAACCUGGACUUGUACCUGUAGCUGGACCGGAACCUGGAAUUGUAGCUGGACCUGGACCUGGACCUGUACUUGGACGUGGACCUGUAGCUGGACCGGAACCUGUAUUUGUACCUGGAGCUGGACCGGAACCUGGAAUUGUAGCUGGACCUGGACCUGGACCUGUACUUGGACGUGGACCUGUAGCUGGACCUGUACCUGGACUUGUACCUGGCCCUGAACCUGGAUCUGUAGCUGGACCUAGACCUGUACCUGUUCCUGGACUUGUAGCUGGACCUGAACCUGUACCUGUACUUGAACCUGGACCUGAAACUGGAUCUGUGGCUGGACCUGGCGCCUCAGGUGAUCUACGUGUUCUAUUUCUAUGCUCGAAAACAACACGGAUCCUCCGCGCAUGCGUACAUUCUAAAAUACGAUUUGCACAACGGUCCGACAUCAAAGAUGGCGGGAGCCUCCGACCCACUGGAGGACAUGCUCUUCACCGAGGUGGAUGAGAAAGCAGUUAGCGACCUAGUUGGCUCUCUGGAAUCACAACUGGGCGACCGAAAGGCUCCCGCGGCUUCUUAUUCCGACGGGAAACGGGAGGCAGCUCCUCCGGCGGCCGGUCCGUUCUCAGGGAAAGUGCGCGAUCCGGUGGGGUCUCUGGAUCCGCCGCAACAAGGGCAUCCGAAAGCGGGUUUAGACCAGGAACCGGGCGCUAAUGAGCCGCUCUCCGGUAAAGCCCUCGCCUCCUCUACCUCCUCUACGGCCGCCGCCGGGGCCGUGAUACCCGCCGGAGCUGGUCUGGGAACAGUUGGAGCUUCUCCUCCCGCGGUUCCUCCGGGACCCGGACCCGUAACUUUGACCACUCAGUCCGCGGCUGCUGUUAGCUUCCACCGGGCUGCCGUCCUGAGUCCGAGCGCGGCUCCCGCGGCGGAGGCGGUCAGGACCGGCUCUCCGGGAUUACAAAGUUUAAACGGCAGCUCCGGAGCUGCAAAGUUGGUGAACUCUCCCGCUGCCCCCCCAGCAGCCGGGACCGGCACCGUGAUAAGUUCUGUCAGCGCCGGCGGGUCCACCAUCAUCGCCUCCAUGGCUUCACAGCCCACCUUUCCUGUACCUCAGUCCUCCGUGGCGUCUCCCGGCGUGGCUCUGCAGAGGCACCCGAGCCCGGUGGCCACCCAGAACGGGGUGGACCCUAAGGGGGUCCAGCUGGUGACCCAGGGCGCCCCAGCCUCCAGCUCUCAGGUCGUGAACCACAGCAACCCUCUGAUGCACACCAAGAUGCUGGUUCAGAGCCAGCCUGUGUCCGGGAACUCUGUGAUCCUGGCAAGUACCCCUCCGCCUGCUGCAGUCCAGUCCCCCGUCAGCCAGACUCAGACCGGGACCAGUACAGCUGCUGUCACCCUGGCCGGGGGGAAGCCUGCGGUGAACGGGUUGGGCCAGCCUACGGUGGCCAUGGUGAGGCCGCCGGGCGCCCCCGUGGUGGCCACCUCCAUCCAGCAGCAGAGACCCGGGCUGGUGGCGAGCUCCCCCAGGCCGGCGGCUCCUCAACAGACUCUGGCGGUCCGACCUCAGCAGCAGACCACCAUCCAGCUGCCCCCCGGGUUCAGCAUGCCGCCUGGUAUGGUUCUGGUCCGGACGGAGACGGGUCAGCUGGUGAUGGUCCCUCAGCAGGUUCUGGCCCAGGCUCAGGCCAAGACGCAGCAGGGCCAAACGGUGGCCAACAUCACCCAGAGACCUGCAACGCCGACGGCCGGGGCCACCAUCCGGGUCACUACGGCUACCACGGCUCCUCAGACGGUCCGCCUGGCCUCCCCUGCUCAGACCAGAAUGGUUCAGUCUCCCACCACCACGGUUCAGAAGGCCAUCACGGUGGCCCCCAGCGGAGCCGCGGUGCCGGUGAAAAUGACCACCCCUCAGAAGGCCCAGACGGUGAUAACAGCGGGUGGGGCGCCUGUCGCCAAGCCUGCCGGCGUCACGUCCAACCCCGUGAACAGCACGACGCCAGCCGCCACGCCCCCCGGCAGAGUCAACGUGGUGUCCCAGGAGAUGCAGGAGAACGUGAAGAAAUGCAAGAACUUCCUCGCCACGCUGAUCAAGCUGGCGUCCCACAACUCGCCCUCCCCAGAUACCUCCAAGAAUGUGAAGGCCCUGGUGCAGGACCUGCUCGAUGCGAAGAUCGAGCCUGAGGAGUUCACCUCUCGGCUGCAGGCUGAGCUGAAGUCCUCCCCACAGCCCUACCUCAUCCCCUUCCUCAAGAAAAGCCUCCCCGCCCUGCGUCAGUCUCUGCUCAGCAACCAGCAGUCUCUGGUGACGCCCACCCCCAGCACCUCCGCACCCCCGCUGGCUGCCCCCGGCUCCGUCACCACCGCCACCAUCAGGCCGCGGCUGCCCGUCAGUCCGGCCGGCACGACCGUCAGACUGAACCCGCCCCAUACAAACACUCUGUCUUCGGGCAGAGCUUUAGUCCAGACUGUUCAGACUCGAACGCCUGUUGUCUUCAACCAGACUCUCAGACAUCAAGGUACACUUGUAAGGGGACCCACACCCACUAUAAUCAGCAAAAGUCCUGUUUACCUGGCAGGCCAAGCCAAUCAGAGGAAGCUGAGUGACCCGGGGGGCGGGACAUUCAGAGACGACGAUGACAUCAAUGACGUGGCGUCCAUGGCUGGCGUCAACCUUAACGAGGAAAACGCACGUAUCCUAGCAACCAGCUCAGAGCUGGUCGGCACAAAGAUCCGAUCCUGUAAAGAUGAGUCCUUCCUGCCUACUGGCCUGCUGCACCGCCGCAUCCUGGACACAGCUAAGAAGCUGGGCGUGACCGAGGUGCCGCUGGAGGUGGUGAACUUCAUCUCCCACGCCACCCAGUCCAGACUGCGCUCGCUGCUGGAGAAGGUUUCAGCCGUCGCUCAGCACCGCACAGACGGGGGAAAGGAUGAAGAUCUCCACGAACAGUCCUCAGACGUUCGCUCCCAGCUUCGUUUCUUCGAGCAGCUGGAGCGAAUGGAGAAACAGAGGAAAGACGAACAAGAGAGAGAGAUUCUGCUGAAGGCUGCAAAGAGUCGCGCCAGACAAGAAGAUCCAGAACAGGCUCGCCUGAAGCAGAAGGCUAAAGAGAUGCAGCAGCAGGAGUUGGCUCAGAUGCGACAACGAGACGCCAACCUCACGGCCCUCGCCGCCAUCGGGCCACGCAAGAAACGCAAGCUGGACUCCCCUGGAAGCGCGGCGGCCAGCGCAGAGGUGGCUUCAGGCUCGGGCGCCGGCUCCUCCCCGGCCGCCUCCUCCUCCCGCCAGCAGCUCCGUCAGCGGAUCACACGAGUUAACCUCAGGGACUUCAUCUUCUGCCUGGAGCAGGAGCGCUCCACGGCUCGCUCGCUCAUGCUCUACAAGGCGCUACUGAAGUAAGGACGAGCUCCCCGCCCCCCGCAGACCACAAACCGGAUCACACUUCAACCUCCAGUCCUCAUAUCCUCAAAGGUGUUUCAUUGUCACGGAUGGGGUCUUCAGUCCCCUCAGCACCCUGUAACCUGGACUCACCUGAACCCUCUUCCAGGUUUACAUCUCGUCUUGCUGGUUCAGGUGCCCAGCUUCAGACCGCACGCUACGGUCCGGCUGUGUUAAAAGAAAUCUCCGGUGGAAGCUAAGAAGCAACUGCAGCUUCCUCAGUGUUGGAUUCUCCGAGCUCAGCAGAACCCGCUGAUGGCUGCAGGUACAGAGGAGGUCAAUCAGAUUCUGGUGUCAGACAGCAGAACCAGAGAGCUCCGUUUUUAUUCCUCACAUUCUUCUCUCCUGUCCAAACCUGGCGCCCUCAUUACCCACAAUGCAACUCUGACAGUUGGGUGGAGGUCCAGUUGCAGUUUUGUUUUCACCCGAGGACAUUCAGCAGACUUCACACGGAUCCCUCUGAGACCCUGAGGGCGUCGGACUACUUUCAAACGUGUGCAGGAGAACUCCCCGAAUCCUGGAGUCACCUGGAGACUCACGCUGAGACUCUUUAACAGUGCGCAGGUCUGAAACGAGGCCCUCUCGGUCAGAGUUUCCAGACGGCGUGCUGAUCCUGACGCCUGACGCCGCGUCGACUCCAGCGCUGUACCUACAGAGGUGCCUUUCCCGUCUCAUCUUUCCGACCAUCUCCACGUAGACUGCCUGUCGUUUGUUGCCCUCAGCUGCCACUCAGGACGCCGGGCUCGUGGGCUCCUCGGUUUGUUUUUUAAAGUUUUCUGAGCACGCUCAGAUGUGUGAGGUCUUACAUUCAACCGUCACUUUUUCUUUUUAAGUUUUCCGCCGCUGCAGGGAGGGACUUAUUAGUUUUAUGAUCGUUGUUGUCAGAGGGACGUCAGAACUGUGCCGCUGCGAUGGUCGAAUGAACGAAGACGAAACAGAUCGUUUUAGACUGUGUGUGUGUGUGUGGGGGGGGGGGGGGUAAUGAUGCUGAUGGCGGUGACGGCCGACAGACUUGAAGCAACAGUCCAACAUUUAAUGAAUCAUCUUCCUCUCUGAGUCACAUGUUCAGCUCAUGUUCAAUAUGCUUAGCUUAGCAUAAAGAGUGGAAACGGGGGGAACAGUUAGCCUAGGUCAGCACAGAUGAACACGUUUUAUCCCAUUUAUAGUAUGAAAACACGCUGUGGUCGUACUGGGGGAACGUACGACCACAGCGUGUCUCAGGUGUUGUGGAACGACUGAUCAGAGAAGACGGCACAAAAACUAAAUGUAGCUUUUAAACUUCAGUGUUUGUCCAGAUGAAACCUCAGAUUCAGAGCAGCUGGGUCCGUUCCCUUUUGGACGACGCCUGAUUAUCUGGACUGAUAUUCCAUCUUGGAUUUUGGAGGACAUUAUGAUUUUUACAUAAUUCUCUCUGAAAAGCAAACGUAAACGACAGGACAUCUCUGCAGCUCAGCAACAUUUAGUUUUCACUCGCGUGCUGCUGUUUGAAAGCUGCUGAGCUUUUGAGGAAUUGGUCCGCCCCAGGCUAGCUGUUUUAUGCUAAGCUAAGCUAAGCUAAGCUAAGCGGCUGUAGCUUCAUAUGUGCAGACUGAGCAUGUGACUCUGAGAGGAGAUGUUGCUCUUCAUCAGGGAGCUGGCUCUCCUGCAGACUCAACGCUCACUCAGGCUACGUUCAAGAAGGCUAACACCACACAUCACAUUCCUGCAGCGCUCCUCCUCCUACUCCCCCUUCCUCCCCCUCCUGCCCCCCUCCUUCUUCCCCUCCCUCUCCUCCUGCUCCUCCUUCUCCCCCUGCUCCUCCUGCCCCCCUCCUCGUCCUGCUCCCCCUCCUCCUGAAGAUGCAGUUUGCUGUUGAAACUUUUUAAGGAGAUCUUUUUUGGAAAGUGUGUACAUUGAAGGUUUUUAACGCUUUACAUGUCUUUUUUUUUUCUCCCCUCGUAUCGGGCAUUUGGUCUGUAUAGUAUCCACCUGCUAACUGAAGCUGAGGUGUGUGGGCUGUAUGUGCAGGCGGUCUGCAGAGCGCCCACAUACAGGAUCACCUGUCGGAAGGACACAAUUUUUGCGACUAUUUAUAUUUCCUACAUUCUGUAUUCAACCUGACGCAUUUCGGGCAAUGCAAUUUUACAGUUGUUUGUACCUUUGCAAAAAAAAUGAAAUAAAGAAAAUGAUAAAGAA